AUGACUUCCAAAGACGACGGCAAAGCCGCCUCGGUGGAGGAGCGCCGGAGAAGCCCGCUGGACCACUUGCCUCCGCCGGCCAACUCCAACAAGCCCCUGACGCCCUUCAGCAUCGAGGACAUCCUCAACAAGCCCUCGGUGCGGAGAAGUUACACCAUCUGCGGGACUGCCCACCUGCUCUCGGCCGCCGAGAAGCACCCUCCGGCAGCCCUGCCGCUUUCCAGCCGGGCGCUGCUCUCGCAAACGUCGCCUCUGUGCGCCCUGGAGGAGCUGGCCAGCAAGACCUUCAAGGGGCUCGAAGUCAGCGUCCUGCAAGCCGCCGAAGGUAAGACCCGCCGCACGCAGCUCGGGCUGAUCAGGGGCUCGCUGCCUGCCCCCUUUCCCUGCCUGCCUUCUAGCUGGGCGUGGGGGGGUGUUGUGAGGGGAGAGAGAUGGUGGCGCGUUUGUGGAGAGCAUCGGCGGAGAACUUGGCGCUUGGAGGAUGGAGGCGCGGCGGGGGCUUAGGGAGGACCACAGAUGCGGGUUCUGGUCUGGACAAGAAGGGGCAGCCCCAUCUCUGGCCCCCACAGCCACGCCGAGCCGUUUUGAGAGGAAUCCCGCAAACGCUCUGCGGUUUCUUGCCCUCCUCCCUCCCCCAGGCGCAAACUAUGUCUUUAGAGAGGAGGCAGCCCACGCGUGAAAUCUGUGUGACUACUGCAGCCUGGUUUGUGCACCCAGUCGGUUUCCGCUCCCCCUUCCACCCGUCCGCCCGCCCAAAUUAUCCUUCUUCCCUCCGGCCUCCAUCAAGUCCCCAUGGCCAUUAAGAUGUUGGGGCGAAUAGUAGAGGCCUACUUUCCUUCUUCUGGGCUGGGAUUCGAGAGUCCUCCAGGCUGAAUCGGUGGUUUGUUUUGCUUUUAAAUUCCCUUCUUCCAAUGCAGUUAAGGGAACCCCAGAGUAAGGAGAGGGGAGGAGGAGGAAGAUGGCAAGAGGGGCCUGCUGGUGUUUUUGGGGGUGCCGGAUGGCUUCCUAUCGCUUUGUGGCCUGGGAAAGAGCAAGAGAGAGAGAGAGAGAGAGAGAGAGAGAGAGAGAGAGAGAGAGAGAGACUGGAUAAGUCUCGUUGGGCUGCCUGUGUGUGGGGUGAGCGUGAGACUGAAAAGCCUUAUUCUGCCUAUUUUCAGGAAGGGAUGGGAUGACUAUAUUUGGCCAGAGGCAAACCCCCAAGAAAAGGAGGAAGUCUAGGACGGCCUUUACAAACCACCAGAUCUACGAACUGGAAAAGCGUUUUUUGUACCAGAAAUACUUGUCCCCCGCGGACCGAGACCAGAUAGCGCAGCAGCUGGGCUUGACCAAUGCGCAGGUGAUAACGUGGUUUCAGAAUCGCAGGGCCAAGCUCAAGCGGGACCUGGAAGAGAUGAAAGCAGACGUGGAGUCUGCCAAGAAACUGGGACCCAGCACCCAGGUGGAUCUGGUAGCCAUUGCCGAGCUGGAGUCGACCCCCGAAGGGAGAGCGAAGUCGCGCUCCCUUUCGCCUGCCCUCCCCAAGCAUGGACUGGAAGGCAGCAACAGCCACCUCCAGCUCUCCCCCGGCUCUCCGCUCACGGACCAGCCGGGCAGCAGCAAGGACUGCUCGGAAGACGAAGACGUGGAAAUUGACGUGGAUGACUGA
Molecule: messenger RNA, 1645 nt
Organism: Podarcis lilfordi (Lilford's wall lizard)
Lineage: Eukaryota; Metazoa; Chordata; Lepidosauria; Squamata; Lacertidae
Source: the annotation of a GenBank genome assembly